AUGUGUGAGUGGGUUGAAGAAUCGGACUCGGAGGGUACUUACUUGAAAACAAAGAAAUACGAAGGAAAACUUUAUGUCAGUAUCAUUCCCGGAAACAUCAAGGAUCAUCUUGAGAGUCUGCAACAGCUGGAGGUUCGGGAAGAUGACACGUUCAUUCUGUCCUACCCAAAGUCAGGAACACAUUGGGUGUUUACCAUCGCCAGUAUGCUCCGUACCGGAAAUUCUGCUUAUAUAGGAUCUCCACACUUCUUGGACUACAACGACGUCGACUACUUGAACAAGUUACCAUCACCAAGACUUCUCGCCUCCCACAUGACCUUUGACAGACUCCCUCUUCAGGUCAGGGAAGGAAAAGGAAAGGUGUUUGUUGUUUCCAGGAAUCCCAAAGACGUUGCUGUUUCCCUUUAUACCUUUUUGAUGAAGUUAAAAACCAAGGAUUUCUCAGGAUCGUGGGAGGGAUUUCUCAGGUUUUAUAUGGAGGGUAAAAUUGUUUAUGGUUCUUGGUUCGAUACGCUUUUUGACUGGGAGAAGAUCAAGACUACGUACAAAGGAGACAAUAUCAUGUAUUUAGUGUACGAAGAAAUGAAACAAGAUCUCCUUUCCGAAAUCAAUAAAAUGGCGACCUUUUUAGGUGUGGAGUACGACAAGUCAUUUCUCGAGGAAGUCACUGAAAGAAACCAGUUUAAAACGAUGGUGAAAACCAUCAUCGAAGAAAUCAAACCACAAGACCAGCAGUUUAUCCAUAAAGUGUCCGACGAAAAGAAGCUUCCUAUCUAUAGGAAAGGAGAGGUCGGAGAUUGGAAGAACCAUUUUACAGUGGCACAAAAUGAAGCAUUCGACAGGCUUUACCAGGAACAAAUGCGAGACUGUAAAUGUACAUUCAGAUUUGAUUAG
Ylistrum balloti is the source of this 894-nucleotide messenger RNA. Its product is annotated as sulfotransferase 1A3-like. The record is from RefSeq and is a predicted model, not a curated record. The transcript has 5 exons. Bases 1 to 894 code for a protein of 297 amino acids. Lineage: Eukaryota; Metazoa; Mollusca; Bivalvia; Pectinida; Pectinidae. Gene Ontology annotation, biological process: sulfation. Gene Ontology annotation, molecular function: sulfotransferase activity. Gene Ontology annotation, cellular component: cytoplasm.